Molecule: messenger RNA, 865 nt
Organism: Olea europaea var. sylvestris
Lineage: Eukaryota; Viridiplantae; Streptophyta; Magnoliopsida; Lamiales; Oleaceae
Exons: 2
Coding region: 220-570 (116 amino acids)
Source: RefSeq, a predicted model, not a curated record
AAUUGAAAUUUUCUUUUUUUUUCUUAAAUGUUUGUUCCAAAAUUAAAAUCUUCUGAUUGUCAUUAAACCCCACACUAAUGAGUCCAUCCGUUCCAUUCCAAACAACUUUAUUUGUUAGAUUUGAAAUUUCUUUGAAAUAAAAGGAAAGAUCCAAACCCCAUUCCUUCUCAGUCACAACAACUCCACCAUUUCCAAGAAUUUGAGCACAAAAUAGAAAAAAUGUCUUCUACUGUUGUUAGUGGGAUUUUAUGGGUUUUCUCCCUUUUGUUAUUCCUCACCAGUCUCCAUGAAAUCAAUGCAAAUGGGUUUGUAGAGAAUGUCACGGCGGUGGAGAUGGUGCCGCUAAUCGAGCCGGGCAAGGCGGAGAUGGUGUUGAUGUUGAACGAGACCCGGAGGAAGCUUGGGAGUUUUCAGAUUUGCUCACUUUGCACUUGCUGCGGUGGCGUCUCCAAAAGCUACUGUUUGCCUUCUCCUUGUUGCUAUGCCAUCAAUUGUAACAUACCAAACAGGCCCUUUGGUUAUUGCUCUUUCACUCCCAAGACUUGUAAUUGCUUUGGAUGCCAUCUCUAAAUCCGUGUUUGGUAAGUUAGAUUCGACUAGACCGUACUCUACUUGACUUUUCAAGUUCGAUUUAGUAAAGCAUACCAAACAUGGUAUUAAUUUUCUUGAUAAUAAAUUUCUUAUGUGUGGGAGUGGGACUAUCAAAUGUGAUAGGUGAGAAAAGAAUCUCUGUUGAUAGAGUUAUUGUUUGAGGAGUUGUUUUGUCCCCUCUUCUCCUCUUCCUUUAUCACUCUUUCUACCCAGUUCAAAAUUUGCUUGAACUAGUAAUAUUUUUUUAAUAUUAAUUAUGAUAUAGUUUUUGUGA